GGAGCUGUCGCCUAGCCGCUAUCGCAGAGUGGAGCGGGGCUGGGAGCAAAGCGCUGAGGGAGCUCGGUACGCCGCCGCCUCGCACCCGCAGCCUCGCGCCCGCCGCCGCCCGUCCCCAGGUGAGUGGGGUCGGCCGGGGGCUCAGGCGAGGUGAGCUUCGUCGCUUCGCAGCCGGUUUGCGGGAGCUGGACCGAUCCAAGAUGGCGUCACGGGGAGCGACCUGCAGGGGGACGGCCGCACCCCCUGCCCCUCCCCGGCCCGGCGGGCGCCUCCCCGCAGGCCUCACGCCCCCGGCUCCGAGUCUGCAUCCUCAAGGCCGUCUGGGCGUUGGCUUUGGUGCGGGGCUCCCCAGCCGCCCCGCUCGCGCUCGCUGCCCCCACCCCACGGCUCCUGGGGCCCUGGGCCCUCCGCGGCCCUCCCCGGCCGCCUUCGCCCCCGCGCGCCGCGGCCUCUUCGCUCACCCUCCCCCAUUUCCUGAAGGACAACGGCUCUAUUUUACUGGGGUCCGCCAUCGUCUCGUCCGCCGGUCCUGGCUCUUCUUGUAAGCCGAGAACCAUGGAGUCUGGCAGUACCGCCGCCAGUGAGGAGGCACGCAGCCUUCGAGAAUGUGAGCUCUACGUCCAGAAGCAUAACAUUCAAGCGCUGCUCAAAGAUUCUAUUGUGCAGUUGUGCACUGCUCGACCUGAGAGACCCAUGGCAUUCCUCAGGGAAUACUUUGAGAGGUUGGAGAAGGAGGAGGCAAAACAGAUUCAGAAUCUGCAGAAAGCAGGCACUCGUACAGACUCAAGGGAGGAUGAGAUUUCUCCUCCUCCACCCAACCCAGUGGUUAAAGGUAGGAGGCGACGAGGUGCUAUCAGCGCUGAGGUCUACACGGAGGAAGAUGCGGCAUCCUAUGUUAGAAAGGUUAUACCAAAAGAUUACAAGACAAUGGCCGCUUUAGCCAAAGCCAUUGAAAAGAAUGUGCUGUUUUCACAUCUUGAUGAUAAUGAGAGAAGUGAUAUUUUUGAUGCCAUGUUUUCGGUCUCCUUUAUCGCAGGAGAGACUGUGAUUCAGCAAGGUGAUGAAGGGGAUAACUUCUAUGUGAUUGAUCAAGGAGAGACGGAUGUCUAUGUUAACAAUGAAUGGGCAACCAGUGUUGGGGAAGGAGGGAGCUUUGGAGAACUUGCUUUGAUUUAUGGAACACCGAGAGCAGCCACUGUCAAAGCAAAGACAAAUGUGAAAUUGUGGGGCAUCGACCGAGACAGCUAUAGAAGAAUCCUCAUGGGAAGCACACUGAGAAAGCGGAAGAUGUAUGAGGAAUUCCUUAGUAAAGUCUCUAUUUUAGAGUCUCUGGACAAGUGGGAACGUCUUACGGUAGCUGAUGCAUUGGAACCAGUGCAGUUUGAAGAUGGGCAGAAGAUUGUGGUGCAGGGAGAACCAGGGGAUGAGUUCUUCAUUAUUUUAGAGGGGUCAGCUGCUGUGCUACAACGUCGGUCAGAAAAUGAAGAGUUUGUUGAAGUGGGAAGAUUGGGGCCUUCUGAUUAUUUUGGUGAAAUUGCACUACUGAUGAAUCGUCCUCGUGCUGCCACAGUUGUUGCUCGUGGCCCCUUGAAGUGCGUUAAGCUGGACCGACCUAGAUUUGAACGUGUUCUUGGCCCAUGCUCAGACAUCCUCAAACGAAACAUCCAGCAGUACAACAGUUUUGUGUCACUGUCUGUCUGAAAUCUGCCUCCUGUGCCUCCCUUUUCUCCUCUCCCCAAUCCAUGCUUCACUCAUGCAAACUGCUUUAUUUUCCCUACUUGCAGCGCCAAGUGGCCACUGGCAUCGCAGCUUCCUGUCUGUUUAUAUAUUGAAAGUUGCUUUUAUUGCACCAUUUUCAAUUUGGAGCAUUAACUAAAUGCUCAUACACAGUUAAAUAAAUAGAAAGAGUUCUAUGGAGACUUUGCUGUUACUGCUUCUCUUUGUGCAGUGUUAGUAUUCACCCUGGGCAGUGAGUGCCAUGCUUUUUGGUGAGGGCAGAUCCCAGCACCUAUUGAAUUACCAUAGAGUAAUGAUGUAACAGUGCAAGAUUUUUUUUUUAAGUGACAUAAUUGUCCAGUUAUAAGCGUAUUUAGACUGUGGCCAUAUAUGCUGUAUUUCUUUGUAGAAUAAAUGGUUUCUCAUUAAACUCUAAAGAUUAGGGAAAAUGGAUAUAGAAAAUCUUAGUAUAGUAGAAAGACAUCUGCCUGUAAUUAAACUAGUUUAAGGGUGGAAAAAUGCCCAUUUUUGCUAAUUAUCAAUGGGAUAUGAUUGGUUCAGUUUUUUUUUUUCCAGAGUUGUUGUUUGCCAAGCUAAUCUGCCUGGUUUUAUUUAUAUCUUGUUAUUAAUGUUUCUUCUCCAAUUCUGAAAUACUUUUGAGUAUGGCUAUCUAUACCUGCCUUUUAAGUUUGAAACUAACUCAUAGAUUGCAAAUAUUGGUUAGUAUUUAACUACAUCUGCCUCGGCUCACAAAUUCCGAUUAGACCUUUAUCCAGCUAGUGCCAAAUAAUUGAUCAGAUGCUGAAUUGAGAAUAAGAAUUUGAGGUCUACAUUCUUGGUUGUUAAUUUAGAGCGUUUGGUUAAAGUAUGUCCUUCAGCUGACUCCAGUAUAAUCUCCUCUGCUCAUUAAACUGAUUCCAGGAGAUUGGAUUUGCUGUGACUAGAUACAGAUGGAGCAAAUGUCCUAACAGAGAAAUAGAGGUGAUGCUGCUAAAGGGAGAAAUGCCAGGCGGACAAAGUUCAGUGUCGGGAAUUUUCCCCGUGACAUUCACUGGGGCAUGAGAUUUUGGAAGAAGUUUUUUACUUUGGUUUAGUCUUUUUUUCCUUCCUUUUUAUUCAGCUAGAAUUUCUGGUGGGUUGAUGGUAGGGUAUAAUGUGUCUGUGUUGCUUCAAAUUGGUCUGAAAGGCUAUCCUGCUGAAAGUCCUGCUUUCCUAUCUAGCAUUUAUUUCUCUGGCAAACUUUUCUUUCUUUUCUUUUUUAAAGUAAACUUGUGUAUUGAGUCUUAACUGUAUUUCAGUAUUUUCCAGCCUUAUGUGUUACAUUAUUCCAAUGAUACCCAACAGUUUAUUUUUAUUAUUUUUUUAAACAAAAUUUCACAGUUCUGUAAUGUAGGCACUUUUAUUUUCAUUGUGAUUUAUAUAUAAGGUAAUGUAGGGUUAUAUUUGGGAGUGACUGCAAGCAUUUUUCCAUCUGUGUGCAACUAACUGACUCUGUUAUUGAUCCCUUCUCCUGCCCUUUCCCAGGUAAUUUAAAUUGGUCAUGGUAGAUUUUUUUCAUAGAUUUGAAAAACUUUUAGGUUGUUACCAAGUAUGAAGUAUAAAUCUGGGGAAGAGGUUUUAUUUACAUUUUAGGGUGGGUAAGAAAGCCACCUUGUUACAAAUUUUUUAAUUUCCAAAAUAAUCUAUAUUAAAUGAGGGUUUCUGAUCUGUACUUUGUGUUUAGCUACCUUUUUAUAUUUAAAAAAUUAAAAAUGAAAAUUACGUUCUUACAAGCUUAAAGCUUGAUUUGAUCUUUGUUUAAAUGCCAAAAUGUACUUAAAUGAGUUACUUAGAAUGCCAUAAAAUUGCAGUUUCAUGUAUGUAUAUAAUCAUGCUCAUGUAUAUUUAGUUACGUAUAAUGCUUUCUGAGUGAGUUUUACUCUUAAAUCAUUUGGUUAAAUCAUUUGGCUUGCUGUUUACUCCCUUCUGUAGUUUUUAAUUAAAAACUUUAAAGAUAAGUCUACAUUAAACAAUGAUCACAUCUAAAGCUUUAUCUUUGUGUAAUCUAAGUAUAUGUGAGAAAUCAGAAUUGGCAUAAUUUGUCUUAGUUGAUAUUCAAGGCUUUAAAAGUCAUUAUUCCUGGGCUUGGUAAGUGAAUUUAUGAGAUUUACUGCUCUAGAAAGUAUAGAUGGCCAAAGGACCGUUUUGUAUUGCUUCCUGAUUACCAGUCUGAUUAUACCAUGUGUGCUAAUAUACUUUUUUUGUUAUAGAUUGUCUUAAUGGUAGGUCAAGUAAUAAAAAGAGAUGAAAUAAUUUAAAUUCUUAAAUGAAUCAGUUUUUCUUCCCUUUCUCCUUUCCGUCUUUCCUCUCUCUGUCCUUCCCCGAAAGUCUACUCGGGUGGGCAAAAAUGAAAAGGGGGAAAGUGAAUUAUGGGAUCGGUGUUUUGAAAGAGCAAUGUUUAUUUUCAGUGCUUUUCAGUUUGUCAAAGAGUGGAUCUCAAAAUCUUGCUUAAAGGGUAAUUGAGAUGUAGCAGAUUUAUUUACUUAGUCAUGGAAAGAAAAAAAUUCAGUCAAAAGCUAAAGAUUUCCUUUUGAUUGAAGACAGAUUGGUUCUGUGGCCUUGGAACUUUCCCAGACUUAAUGGGGAAACAUCAUUUCUAGAUUAGCAUACUCUUUGGUUUAAAUUUAAUAUAUACAUUUAAUGUUACUUAGGGAUACUUUUAUAUUUUGCAUAUAUAAAGCCUCAUAUAUAAAGCCUUAUUUCUGAUGCUCUUAGAUUUCUGAGGAGUGAGAUGAUUAAGUUGUAUUCAUUAGUGUAUUGGUAUUUCUUCACAUCCAGUGAAAUUGGAGAUAUGUUGUAUGUUAGAAGAGCAUUCUUUAAAUUGUGUUGCUUUGAACAUGUGUACCUUUUCUAGAUUCAGUAAUCCCUUCCCCCCGUCCUCUGGAGUAUGAAACCUUUAGAGUCACAAUAAAAUGUAACUAAAGAAAA
Messenger RNA from Homo sapiens (human), 4683 nucleotides. RefSeq names its product protein kinase cAMP-dependent type I regulatory subunit alpha (gene PRKAR1A). Gene Ontology annotation, cellular component: cAMP-dependent protein kinase complex; sperm head-tail coupling apparatus; multivesicular body. Gene Ontology annotation, molecular function: protein serine/threonine kinase inhibitor activity; cAMP-dependent protein kinase inhibitor activity; cAMP-dependent protein kinase regulator activity. The record is from RefSeq and is a predicted model, not a curated record. Lineage: Eukaryota; Metazoa; Chordata; Mammalia; Primates; Hominidae. Bases 556 to 1701 code for a protein of 381 amino acids. Gene Ontology annotation, biological process: cellular response to glucagon stimulus; negative regulation of inflammatory response to antigenic stimulus; renal water homeostasis. The transcript is spliced from 11 exons.